Messenger RNA from Ostreobium quekettii, 1590 nucleotides. NCBI's taxonomy places the organism in Eukaryota, Viridiplantae, Chlorophyta, Ulvophyceae, Bryopsidales, Ostreobiaceae. The record is from the annotation of a GenBank genome assembly.
AUGGCAUCCGGUGCGGAGGACCUGGCCGCCGUCCUCGAGGACACGCAGGCCUCCCUGGGCACCGCGCUGGCCCGCAUUGAGGCCCACCGCCUGCGCGAGGGCCUGCUGCUCGCCCAGGUGUCCCGCCUUAGGGCCCAGCUGAGGGCCCAGGGAGUGCAGCCCGAGGAGCCGGAUCCGUCGCCGAGAUUCGGCAGGAGCCGCUCGCCGUCGCCGACGCGGUCGCCGCGCGGGCGGGCGCUGGGCGACCGGGAGGUGGAGGACCACCUCGGCAGCGACGGCGGGCAGUACAUUGACGCGUACUUGGCCAACGGCGCGGAGGAACGGCCGGUGGUGCUGUACACUGAGGCAGGGGAGGUUGCGGCGAGCCUGAUAACCACGCCGGCGUGGAUUGGGAUCCUGGAGCACAAGGCACGCAUUGGCGCGGGGGAGAUCGUGGGCAUGAGCACGCUGGACAACAACCCCAAGCCUGGGCUGGGAAGCAAACCCAGUCCGAAUUCAUGGAUGAAUUAUUUCUUCGGUCAAAAGAAGGGAAGGCAGGAGUUCUCCCGACCGUCUGCUCCUGUUCAAAUUCCAAGACCAGCUCCUUCCAGCGCCGACGCUGAGCCCCACAGUGGAUAUGACAGCGCGCCUGAGGCCGAGGAUAGGCCCUCCAGAUUUCAGUGGUUCUUUGAGCGGCAUCCAGCCAAUACAAGAGUGAAGAAGACCAAGGGAGAUAGGGCCGACGCGCACAGCGACGGAGGCGACGACGAGCCGUGCAAUUCGACAGGAGUAUGCCAAGUGUUGUGGAAGGACGGAGGCGGCACUGGGCAACUGAAGCGUGCCGUGUUCGAAUCGUCUGUUGCAACGCAGGCACAUUUGCACCAGCACAUCGAGUCCUGGUCAGAUGCUGCUGCCAGGAAUGCUGCGCUCAGGAAUGUCCCCAAUUUGAAUGGCAGCGCCCAAAACGAAGACAGCCGGCCUGACGAGACCCGGCAUAAAGGGUCUCCAAGUGCCUCACCACCUGAAGAGCGCAAGCCCACAGGGGAAGAAGGGGAGCUGGUGCUGCCAAUGCACUUGAUGCCCACAGGGAGCCUGCCGUCCCUGAACCAGCCUUCAGUCCUGCUACUUGAGCAGCACUUGACAGGAAUCAUGGCAGCUGUUCCCAAGAGGAUGCAGCAGGCCAACUGGGAGCUGUUAUACAGCACCACGAAACAUGGAUUCAGCUUGCAAUCGUUGUAUCGGAAAUCAGCUGGUGCCGCCCCCACUGUCUUGGUCAUAAAGGAUCAGGCUGAGCAUGUGUUUGGAGCGUACUGCUCAGAAGCUUGGAAGAUUGCACCCAGGUUCUAUGGCACAGGGGAGUCCUUCGUGUUCCAACUGGAGCCCCACAGGGUGUACUAUCCCUGGAAGCGCAAGCACAGUGUUCGGAACGACUUCUUCAUGUUCGGAUCUCAAGACUCAAUUGGUGUGGGAGGCACUGGACACUUUGCUAUCUGGGUGGAUGGCGAACUGCUGUAUGGGCAUUCUGGGGUGUGUGACACCUUUGGCAGCCCCUGCCUUGCCAGCAAGGAUGAGUUCAAGGUCAUAGCGCUGGAGCUGUGGGGACUUGCAUAA